This is a messenger RNA of Rotaria sordida, 483 nucleotides long. Lineage: Eukaryota; Metazoa; Rotifera; Eurotatoria; Philodinida; Philodinidae. The record is from the annotation of a GenBank genome assembly.
AUGAUUACAUUCGACGUUUGUUGUUUUCUAUACUGUAUUAAAAUUCUACUAUCUUUUAAUAAUAAUUCCAUAUCUUAUAAUUUUUCUCAUAUUAAUAAAAGUAUUCGUCAUACAGCAAUUAUAUUAGCGAAAAUACUUUCUAUUAAAGUUUUAAAACAUUUAAAUGCUUUAAUUAAAGUUGGUGUUAAUGCUUUUAUUAUGUGUGAUGAGGAACCAUCCAAAUAUAUUAAUUCAACAAACCGCAUUCUAUAUAUUAGUAAUGAACAUCUUGCUCAAUACGGUAUAAGUCAAAAUCUUGUUUGGGAUAGAGUAUUGGUUUGGUUGUAUAAUCAAAGUUGGAUCGAUUAUGUUUGGCUAAUUGAAGAUGAUGUUACAUGGAGUAAUAUACAUCAUAUAGUUGAUUUCUUUAACAGAUAUGCAAAUAAUUCAGCAGAUCUUUUAUCAAGAAAUAUUAUUUAUAGAAAUAAUCAAACACUCAAGUAA